AUGAAACACUUUCUGUUGACAAUCGCAGGACCAGAUUCAUCGUAUUCCUCCUUGGAGAUCCACAUUUUAUUUAUUCUGGUGAAGAUAAUUUUAAAUGUAAACAUACCAUUUGCAUUCAUAGAUGAAUCUAUUAUUGCAAAAGAUCGUCAAUGCAUCAUCGAUCUCUACAUGUCAGUUUCAUUUGUCUUUUGUAUCUUUUCACCACCUUGUUUGAAUUUGAUACUGUAUUCAAAUGAAUUAUUGAUUAUACUAUAUACAAUUUCACAUUCUAAACAUCAAUUAAAUGGAUACACUGGAAUGACAUACUAUCUUGAUUUAGCAAAGACCUUUUGUCCUUUUUGGAAUAACGAUGGGCGAACAUCAGAUGAUCGAUAA
Molecule: messenger RNA, 375 nt
Organism: Heterostelium album PN500
Lineage: Eukaryota; Evosea; Eumycetozoa; Acytosteliales; Acytosteliaceae
Exons: 4
Coding region: 1-375 (124 amino acids)
Source: RefSeq, a predicted model, not a curated record